Molecule: messenger RNA, 549 nt
Organism: Ambispora leptoticha
Lineage: Eukaryota; Fungi; Glomeromycota; Glomeromycetes; Archaeosporales; Ambisporaceae
Source: the annotation of a GenBank genome assembly
AUGACCGAUAACAACAGUCUUCAAUUUACUCAAACAAAUACUACUCAACAACCUCAACCAAAUCUUUAUAUACCUUUAAGUACAGUUUUAAGUGCAGUGACAGCGUUACCAUCUCAUGAUCAAAGUCAACAUGGUAAUGUAUCGCAACCUCAAAUGACUUCACCAAUGUACGUUCCUACAUCAAUGCCAACUGAUAAUGAAAAGGUGGAAACUACAAUAAUGAAUGAUAAUCAAACAAAAGAUUGGGAAAAUCAUUUCUUUGGAUGCUUCGAUGUUCCUGAACUUUGUGAUCACGAGAGUUUAAUUGACUCUGGUCAAUUUUUUCAGAGUGAAAACAAAGCCAUGUUGCAGAAAAAGCCUGUAAGUCAAACUUGUAGUUGCUUUUUGUACAGUACUUGUAUUUUUUAUGGUUGUCUCGGAAUGUUUAAUCGUGAACAAAUUCGUAAAACUCUGGGAAUCAAGGGUGGCGCAUGUAGUGAUUGCUUCGCACAUUCUUUUUGUCCUUGUUGUGCCAUGAUUCAAGAAAACCGGGAAUUGAAACAAAUAUAG